Molecule: messenger RNA, 1054 nt
Organism: Xylona heveae TC161
Lineage: Eukaryota; Fungi; Ascomycota; Xylonomycetes; Xylonales; Xylonaceae
Exons: 1
Coding region: 84-929 (281 amino acids)
Source: RefSeq, a predicted model, not a curated record
CAAAAGCUGCAACAACAUACGCAAACGUGCACAUGGUGCGAUUCAAUACGGGUAUUUCUCCGAGCCCGGCCCGUACGUUCAGUAUGUCGCAGGUGGUCAAGUCACGCGAUAGUGUAUAUGAAAUUCUGUGGAAGGAUGAUUAUUCGUCGGAGAGUUACAGCUCAUCUGCAUCGAUGACGCCCAGAAUGAGCGUGCAGUUGGAGCGUAUCAGCACAUGCCUUAGGGCGCUGGCACAGGGCAGGGACUCGCGCCAGUCUAGCAAUGCCAGCUCGGGCUUUACAAUUUUGCCAGGCUCAGAUACUUCUACCACUCCUGACAAUUCUCGCAGGGUGAGCAUUAUUGAUAAGCAGCAAUAUCAGCAAGAAAAAAAUCGGCUUGCGUCCAACUUUGCUAGGUGGGACUGGAGUAAUAAUCCAGCGACCAUAUUUCCGGCAGCUGUCCCAGAUUUGAAAGAAGAGGGGAGAGGUAUCACUGAGGGAAUUGGGUGCUCAGAAUGCGCUGACCAAUACGGCGGCAUAGUCCCUGGCUUCAAAGAUGAGGAGCAUAAGAAUAGGGGAGUUCCAGAUGACCAGAGGCAGGAAGGCCGGGAGAAUGAUAGCAGCAGUCCUGUUGAUUCUACUAAGAAUCCAAGCCAGAAAGAGGAGGACAAAGCCUACCAACAGACUUCUGCUCUUCACUCACCGGCCCCUGUACGUCAAGCAGACGAAGUGAGAAUGGGAUAUGCUCUCGGGGCUAGUCAGCAUCGCCGGCGCAGCUCUGUGCUCUCAGCUCCUGUAAAGCCAGUGGCAGCUCUGAAUGAAGACGAGCCUCCCGCAAUGGCGACCCGAGAUGACAUGAUUGCGAGAUUUAAACAUCGAGAUUCUCUGGCGCUGACCCGGAAGCGGUACAGUAAGCGCGGAAUCACGAGCCUGGGUUCUUUUGAGGCUUGAUCUGUGAUGACAGGACUGGGCAUCUUAACUCCUUUGCGGAAACAUAUCGUCAUAACUCUAGAUUGAAUGUCUUGGGUUGUUGCUGGACAGGGAUAGUGGGAGUUUUUAGACUAGCAAUGCGCGCU